AUGGAAGCUGUGGGAGCUGAGCCAGCCCCUUUUGGGAGCUGUCGGCGAGGAGCUGGGAGCCGUGCAGCACCCGUGUCACUGUGUCUCAGCGAACCCAGCUGUAAUCACCGGGCCUUCUGCAGCAGGAAGCUGCCCGUCGCAGUGGCCGAGCCCGGUGGACGGCGCUGCGGC
Molecule: messenger RNA, 171 nt
Organism: Chinchilla lanigera (long-tailed chinchilla)
Lineage: Eukaryota; Metazoa; Chordata; Mammalia; Rodentia; Chinchillidae
Source: RefSeq, a predicted model, not a curated record